Molecule: messenger RNA, 1533 nt
Organism: Chelmon rostratus (copperband butterflyfish)
Lineage: Eukaryota; Metazoa; Chordata; Actinopteri; Chaetodontiformes; Chaetodontidae
Product: cannabinoid receptor type 1B
Exons: 1
Coding region: 1-1431 (476 amino acids)
Biological process (GO): G protein-coupled receptor signaling pathway
Cellular component (GO): membrane
Molecular function (GO): cannabinoid receptor activity
Source: RefSeq, a predicted model, not a curated record
AUGAAGUUGGCUUUGCACAGGAUAGCGGGCACCACAAUGAGCACCUUAACGACAGGUGUGCAGUAUCUCGGCUCCAACGACGCCAGCUACGACGACCCCUCCGUCGAUUCGACUCUAAUCAAGAGCAGAUUCCACUUUGAGAAACCUCACUCUGCCUCCGUUAGUCACGCCUUCCCCGGACUCGUCCCUGGAAAUAAAGAGGCCAUCUACAGUGGCCUCGCUCCCGUUUUCCCCACCAACGUAUCAGACCUUCUGCUGAGUAAUGGCACGUCUGUGGGGGGCGGAGGGGCAGCACAGUGCGGGGAGGACCUUGUGGACAACAUGGAGUGUUUCAUGAUCCUCACUCCAGGUCAGCAGCUUGCGAUCGCCAUCUUGGCGCUCACCCUGGGUACGUUUACAGUGCUGGAGAACCUCAUGGUGCUGUGUGUGAUCCUGCACUCCCAGACGCUUCGGUCUCGGCCUUCCUACCACUUCAUAGGGAGCCUGGCUGUGGCUGAUCUCAUAGGCAGCAUCAUUUUUGUGUACAGCUUCCUGGAUUUCCAUGUCCUCCAUAGGAAGGACAGCCCCAAUAUUUUCCUCUUCAAGCUGGCCGGGGUCAUCGCCUCCUUCACUGCCUCUGUUGGCAGUCUGUUUCUCACUGCGAUCGACCGCUACAUCUCCAUCCACAGGCCCCUGGCGUACAAACGCAUCGUCACAAAGACCAAAGCGGUCAUCGCCUUCAGUGUGAUGUGGACCAUCUCCAUCGUCUUCUCGCUGCUGCCGCUGCUUGGGUGGAACUGCAAACGUCUCAACUCUGUCUGCUCGGACAUUUUCCCUCUAAUCGACCAGAAGUACCUGAUGUUCUGGAUCGGCAUGACGACUAUCUUGGUCCUGUUCAUCAUCUACGCCUACAUGUUCAUCCUCUGGAAGUCCCACCACCAUGCUGUCCGCAUGCUGAGCCGCAGCUCCCAAAGGAGUGUGAUUGUCUACACCGCGGAGGGGACUAAAGUUCAGACAGUGAGGCCCGAGCAGGCACGGAUGGACCUCCGUCUGGCUAAAACCCUGGUUCUGAUCCUGGUGGCCCUCAUCAUCUGCUGGGGCCCACUUCUAGCCAUCAUGGUUUACGACCUAUUUGGGAAGGUUAACGACUUCAUAAAGACUGUGUUUGCCUUUUGCAGCAUGCUCUGCCUGCUCAACUCCACCGUGAACCCUGUGAUCUACGCCAUGAGGAGCAAGGACCUGCGCAGGGCCUUCGUCAACAUCUGCCAUAUGUGCCGGGGAGGAACGCAGCCUCUGGACAACAGCGCUGAGAGUGACUGGAACAGCAGGAGUGUGAGAUGCACAGCGGGCGGGGCGGGGAAAGAUGGAGCCGCCUGUGGAAAGACUCGAGUAAAGGUAGCCCAGGUUACCGUUUCUGGGGUGACUGAGACUUCUACUGCAGAGCCGGUCUAAGAGACAAGCUGCCCUGCUGUGGUCCAGCUGUGACGUGCAGAUAUUGUAAAAUAGUCCUCCUUGUGCACUGCUCUGUUACUGUGACAUGUGCCAAAAAAAUGA